Spinacia oleracea (spinach) is the source of this 1870-nucleotide messenger RNA. Its product is annotated as cytokinin hydroxylase. Lineage: Eukaryota; Viridiplantae; Streptophyta; Magnoliopsida; Caryophyllales; Amaranthaceae. Gene Ontology annotation, molecular function: oxidoreductase activity, acting on paired donors, with incorporation or reduction of molecular oxygen; heme binding; iron ion binding. Bases 84 to 1640 code for a protein of 518 amino acids. The transcript is spliced from 5 exons. The record is from RefSeq and is a predicted model, not a curated record.
AAUUCAAGUCUCAUCUUUCUCUUUCCCUCUCUCUCUGUUUCUUCAUCUUCCUCCUUAAAGCUUUUCAAAUAAAACCAUUAAAAAUGGCGUUAAUACUGAGAUUAAUGACCGCAAUUGCAGUAAUUAUGUUAAGUUGGUUUAUUAGAGUAGCGUAUGAAACCAUAUGUUUUUAUUGGUUAAGUCCAAGACGCAUAAAAAAGAUAAUGGAAAAACAAGGAGUUCGUGGCCCUAAACCUCGGCCUCUUAUCGGUAACAUCUUAGACAUGUCGUCCCUUGUAUCUUCCUCCACCUCGGAAGACAUGCCUACCAUCUCCCAUGACAUCGUUGCCCGUCUAUUACCACAUUACCUCCUUUGGUCUAAGGAAUAUGGAAAAAGAUACGUAUAUUGGAAUGGGUUCGAGCCAAGGAUGUGUUUAACAGACCCCGAUAUGAUAAAAGAAUUGCUUACAAAGUACAACCCAUUGUCGGGGAAAUCAUGGCUACAACAACAAGGAUCAAAGAAUUUCAUAGGGAAUGGCUUACUAAUGGCCAAUGGUGAUGCUUGGUUUCAUCAAAGACACAUUGUAUCCCCUGCUUUUAUGAGUGAUAAACUUAAGAGUUAUGCAGGGUAUGUGGUGGACUGCACUAAAACCAUGCUCCAAUCGCUCGAAAACACGGUCGGGUCGGGUCAAAACGAGGUUGAAAUGGGGGAGAUGAUGACUAACCUUACUGCAGAUAUCAUCUCAAGAAUUGAAUUUGGGAGUAAUUUUGAGAAAGGAAGGAAGAUUUUCCAUCUUCUCAAUCUCUUGCAAAAACGUUGUGCUCAAGCCAGCAAGCAUCUCUGCUUACCCGGAAGCCGGUUUUUCCCUAGUCAGUACAACAAAGUCAUAAAGGCGCUGAAAACGGAAGUGGAAGAAUUACUAAUGGAGAUAAUCGAAAGUCGAAAAGCUUGUGUCGAAUUGGGAAGAAGCGACUCGUAUGGAAAAGAUUUGCUGGGGAUUUUAAUGGAUGAAUUGCAGAAUAAAAAGAGAGAUGGAUUUAACUUGAAUUUGCAAUUGAUAAUGGAUGAAAUUAAGACUUUCUUUUUUGCUGGGCACGAAACUACGGCUCUUUUGCUCACUUGGACUACCAUGCUCUUAGCAAGUAAUCCUGAAUGGCAAGAGAAAUUGAGAGAUGAAGUUGCACAAGUUUGUAAUGGUGCUACACCUACCAUUGAUCAUUUGCCUAAGCUUCGAAUGUUAAGCAUGAUAAUAAACGAAUCAUUGAGAUUGUACCCACCUGCCACUCUUCUACCUAGGAUGGUAUUUGAAGACAUUAAGCUAGGUGACCUACUCGUUCCAAAAGGAUUGUCGAUAUGGAUUCCUGUCCUAGCAAUUCAUCAUGAUAAAGAAUUAUGGGGUGAAGAUGCAAACGAGUUCAAUCCAGACCGUUUUGCUUCCAAAUCUUUUAUUUCAAGUCGUUUCCUUCCAUUUGGUGGCGGCCCUAGGAAUUGUAUAGGGCAAUCUUUUGCUCUCAUGGAAGCCAAGAUCAUACUAGCUAUGUUAGUCUCACAAUUUAGAUUCAAAAUCUCGAGUAGUUAUCGUCAUUCUCCCGUUGUAGUUCUUACCAUAAAGCCGAAGCAUGGAGUUCAAGUUUGCUUGGAACCGUUACACACUAGCUAGAGCUUAGACAAUGGUUGAGUUUUAUUUACAAUUUUUCCAUACAAAUAUUUUUUGGCGGAAUUUAUAGAGUGAGGUUUUUGGUGCAUGCCUUAUUUUGCACUUAUAUACCUCAAAAGUUUUGUAGAUCAUGGUGCUUAACAAAGAGGCUCCUUAUUUUAUUUUUAUAAAGGAGGGAUAAAUGGACCGAUGACAAUUUAACAAUAUAUGUAUCUUUUGAAAUGUUUUCUCUU